Messenger RNA from Alternaria atra, 1500 nucleotides. RefSeq lists its product as uncharacterized. The transcript has 3 exons. Bases 1 to 1500 code for a protein of 499 amino acids. Lineage: Eukaryota; Fungi; Ascomycota; Dothideomycetes; Pleosporales; Pleosporaceae. The record is from RefSeq and is a predicted model, not a curated record.
AUGACGGAUGUUUGGAGCGGAGACAUUCUGCUACCAGGCGGCAAUGCUAUCAGAGAAGUCGGCCUCGCGUCGCAAAAUGGCGCGUCUUCACCAGCCCUCCCCGCAACGGCUCUACGCUUCCUCUCCACCGUCGAUACCGCCAGAAUACCGCUGUACCUUGCCGCCGGACCCAGUCUAGAUGUAUGGACGACGGAAGAAGCUACUCAAGCUUGGUUCGAAUCAAUUCUGCUGAGCAAGCCUACUUUGGUGGACGCGCCCAGGAACGCUGCGAAGGAGUGGUGGGACCUGGCGCGCUCGCAAUCGCCAAUUGGCAUUCUGGUACAAGUCCAAAAGGCUGAGGAAGAAGUGUACAGGCCUAGAGUGACUGAGAUACUCUUCUAUGGCACUAUCGCUGCUCCUGCCAAUGGUAGGCUGCCAACACCACCGUCCUCGUCACCUUACGUCGACAAUGCACACGUCGAGAUACUUCCCGAGCUUCGAGUACACGCACUACCACUAUCAUCUAAUCUUCUGCAUACCUCUAGCAUCGAUUUGCCAAGCGAUGCCGAGCCCCAAUUCCUUCCGCCGCUACACGAAUCUCAUGUUCCCCCUAAGUCACCAAAACGCAAUCGAGACAUAUUCGAAGAAGCCACCAUCGCGAACAAGAAAGCACGAGGAAGAGGCGGGAGAGCCGUCUCAGCAGCGGCAGCUCGCGUAAGCGAAUCCCAGCAACCAUACACCCACCGCAAGUCAUCUCUCUCCAUCGACACCAAAGCAUCGCCCUUCCCCGACUCCAGGCUGCCGUCUGCGUCUGAUCACCUGUCCCGCCCCACCUCGCGCCCACUCUCCCGAUCGCCGAGCAUAUCCUCCGAUACACGACCGCUCAGCCGAAAGGGCCAACCAGAAUCACAUGCCAGGCGAUCGAACCUGUCGCAGGUCGCUACAGUACCCAUACAGCCUGAGGAGCCAACGACAGAGUCGCGGAACAAAGAUGCACUUGUAAAGGUAGUCAUGGCCGCAAUGCGCAUGCACGGGUUACAGCAACGGAAGCAAACCAGAUCUCGUCGGGCCUCAGUAGCUGGCGCAGAAGAAAGCCAGCAGUUGAGCGAGGAGGCGGCUGCCGAAGAGGCUGCAAAGGACGACGAGUACAAAUUGAUUUAUCAUCAAACUUACAAAGGUGCAGCGCUGGCACUGAGGAAACAUAUGUCUGAGAAACCGCUGCAUGCCACGCCCGAUCGAAUGCGUGAUAUCGUGGAAAAGUUCCUAGCACUCUUCCUAUCCGAUCCCCUCGCCGAACCUUUACCUACCGAGAUGCCUGCGGAUCCAGUAGCUACACCCGGGAGUAGACCGCGGUUUGGCCUUUCAGGAUCUACACACGGCCACGCUAGCCCUUUUGAUCUGCCUAGCACCUCCCGACGGCCGGGUAUGAUGAGAUCUGUCACUGAUAGUCAUGUGUAUACGGGGUCGCCAGUGAGUAAGAAGAGAGUUACGAAUGGCGAGUCGUUGGGCGUGCCCACGUGA